CUAGCAACAUAUCUCAGACCGCACCAAGCUUAGACCUGGAACACACGCUCAUUCGUCAUUUCGUCUACCCAUGGACACUGCGUCGUUUCCUCGUAUUCAUGUGGAAAGAACUUUGGCGCUCAUUAAGCCAGAUGCAUUUCACAAGAGUGAGGAAAUUGAGGACAUCAUUCUAAGAAAUGGCUUCUCUAUUUUGCAGAGGAGGAAACUGCAGAUGACUCCAGAACAAUGCAGUGACUUCUAUGCAGAACAUUAUGGAAAACUCAACUUUCCCAGCUUGACUGCCUACAUGAGCUCUGGUCCAAUCAUUGCCUUGACUCUUGCCCGAGACAAUGCGAUAGCCCACUGGAAAUCAAUCAUUGGACCUGCUAGGAUCACAGAAGGUCACAUAGAAUGCCUUAGAGGAAAAUAUGGCACGUCUGAUCUGCAGAACGCUCUCCACGGCAGCGAGUCAUUUCAUGCUGCGUCCAGAGAGAUCAAAUUCAUGUUCCCAAACACUUUGAUUGAGGCCUUUCCCACAAGAAAAGAAACUGAAGAAUACCUGAGUCGAUAUGUGAAUGAAACAUUGCGCCACGGACUCACCGAGCUCUGCAAACACAAACCACUCAACCCAUUUGUUUGGCUCGCUGACUGGCUCAUCAAAAACAAUCCAAACGGGCCUCAAAUAUGUGAUGGAGCCUUACAAAAGAAGCAAAAUGACUGACAAAAAAGGGUUCAGAUCUUUUUUUCGAGUUUCACACUUUUGACCAAAAUCUGGCAUGGGCGGCGCCUUGCUCAAGGACACUUUGACGUGAUGACUGAGCUUGGGGAUUGACCGUACCACCUUCAAGUUGUGAGUCUAUCACAUUUGAUAUGUGAUUUCACAGGUGACUCAUUGUUUUAAAUUACAAGCAUUUGUUUUCAGUCUUAAAAAUGAUGAAUAAAUUGUGUUGAACAAA
Molecule: messenger RNA, 935 nt
Organism: Syngnathus acus (greater pipefish)
Lineage: Eukaryota; Metazoa; Chordata; Actinopteri; Syngnathiformes; Syngnathidae
Product: nucleoside diphosphate kinase homolog 5-like
Exons: 6
Coding region: 71-700 (209 amino acids)
Biological process (GO): negative regulation of oxidative stress-induced intrinsic apoptotic signaling pathway; GTP biosynthetic process; CTP biosynthetic process
Molecular function (GO): nucleoside diphosphate kinase activity
Source: RefSeq, a predicted model, not a curated record